UUAAAUUCGAUAUACAUUUUUUUUGUAAAAGCGGAUUUUUUUAUUUCCUUGAACCACGCAAAAAUUUGUUAAUAUUUCCGAUUUCAUCUUCUUAUUACCAGAUGCUCCAUAGGAAUAAAUCAUUAUUCUUUUCCACUACAAAUAAAUAUUUCAAAAAUCCAUUUUUUAUUAUUUUUAUUUGAUUCCAAAAUUAGCUAUUGUUUUGUUAUUGCAACAAUGCAAUGCAAUAGAGAACAAAUGUGAGAAGGGAAAGGGGUUUUCAUUUCCAGUCUACUAUCUACUAUAUAAUAUAAUAUAUAAUAUUUAACUUAGUAUUUAAUAUUUAAUUUAGGGUCAGGGGAAAAAUAGAGAAUUUUCUUUUUUUUUGUUUGGCCCACUCGGUGGUAUGAGUCAUAGAGCAAUUAAUUCAGGGUUCAAAUGGUUAUUAAAGAAUGGGAAUAGUAAGGGCUAAUCGAAUCGAACUGAUGGAUUUACCUAGGUUGGUUUGUGGUCCAAUAGAAAAGAAAAUAGAAAGGAAGAAUUUGUAUCUUCGAAACCUAUCGUAAAAGGCAUUGAACGAGGAAUCGCCCAAUAGAUAAUCGAACUAUUGUAUGCCCCAAAAAUGAUAUGAGGUGUUCGGAAAUGGUUGAAGUAGUUGAAUAGGAGGAUCACUAUGACUCUAACCCUUGGUAAAUUUACCAAAGAAGAAAAUGAUUUAUUUGAUAUUAUGGAUGAUUGGUUACGCAGAGACCGUUUCGUUUUUGUGGGUUGGUCCGGUCUAUUGCUCUUUCCUUGUGCUUAUUUCGCUUUAGGAGGUUGGUUCACAGGUACAACUUUUGUAACUUCGUGGUAUACCCAUGGAUUGGCCAGUUCCUAUUUGGAAGGUUGUAAUUUCUUAACCGCUGCAGUUUCUACUCCUGCGAAUAGUUUAGCACAUUCUUUGUUGCUACUAUGGGGUCCCGAAGCACAAGGAGAUUUUACUCGUUGGUGUCAAUUAGGCGGUCUGUGGACUUUUGUAGCUCUCCAUGGUGCUUUCGCACUAAUAGGUUUUAUGUUACGUCAAUUUGAACUUGCUCGAUCUGUUCAAUUACGACCUUAUAAUGCAAUCGCAUUCUCUGCUCCAAUUGCUGUUUUUGUUUCUGUAUUCCUGAUUUAUCCACUAGGUCAGUCUGGUUGGUUCUUUGCGCCCAGUUUUGGCGUAGCAGCUAUAUUUCGAUUCAUCCUCUUCUUCCAAGGGUUUCAUAAUUGGACGUUGAACCCAUUUCAUAUGAUGGGAGUUGCCGGAGUAUUAGGCGCUGCUUUGCUAUGCGCUAUUCAUGGUGCUACCGUAGAAAAUACUUUGUUCGAAGAUGGCGACGGUGCAAACACCUUCCGUGCUUUUAACCCAACUCAAGCUGAAGAGACUUAUUCAAUGGUGACUGCUAACCGCUUUUGGUCCCAAAUCUUUGGGGUUGCUUUUUCCAAUAAACGUUGGUUACAUUUCUUUAUGUUAUUUGUACCAGUAACCGGUUUAUGGAUGAGUGCUCUUGGGGUAGUUGGUCUGGCUCUGAACCUACGUGCCUAUGACUUCGUUUCCCAAGAAAUCCGUGCAGCAGAAGAUCCGGAAUUUGAGACUUUCUACACCAAAAAUAUUCUCUUAAAUGAAGGUAUUCGUGCUUGGAUGGCAGCUCAGGAUCAGCCUCAUGAAAACCUUAUAUUCCCUGAGGAGGUUCUACCCCGUGGAAACGCUCUUUAAUGGAACUUUAGCUUUAGCUGGUCGUGACCAAGAAAC
Messenger RNA from Dioscorea cayenensis subsp. rotundata (Guinea yam), 1750 nucleotides. RefSeq names its product photosystem II D2 protein. Bases 653 to 1714 code for a protein of 353 amino acids. Gene Ontology annotation, biological process: photosynthesis; photosynthesis, light reaction; photosynthetic electron transport in photosystem II. The transcript has a single exon. NCBI's taxonomy places the organism in Eukaryota, Viridiplantae, Streptophyta, Magnoliopsida, Dioscoreales, Dioscoreaceae. Gene Ontology annotation, cellular component: chloroplast thylakoid membrane; photosystem II. The record is from RefSeq and is a predicted model, not a curated record.